AUGAGCGAGACGGAUCCUACUACUUUAGAUGUGGCUGCUGUUGAGACGGUAGAGGUUGAAAACAAAGCGGAAGAAGCGGUAGAGGAGAUCACGCAGUCAUUAGAGGAGAUCCUGGCGCUAGGUCAAGGUUUAGAUGAUCAGGAUUACAAGGCUGAGCUGGAAGUGCUACAGAAUGAUCCGAAUUCGAAUUUAUAUUCGGCCGUUACAUUCGAAGAGCUCAAUUUGCCCGAGAAACUGCUAAAAGGCGUAUACAAUAUGAAGUUUGCGAAACCGUCCAAGAUUCAAUCUGUAGCACUGCCACUGAUCUUGGCUGAUCCGCCCGAGAACCUCAUUGGUCAGGCACAAAGUGGUAGUGGCAAGACUGCUACUUUUUCUUUAGGAAUGCUCUAUCGUGUCGAUGUCAAUCUCAAGUCUCCACAAGCUAUUUGUGUUGGUCCUACUCGUGAACUUGUGAGACAAAUUAUGGCUGUAGUAAACGCCAUGGGCAAAUUCAUUGGCGUCGAGACUUUUCUUGCUAUUCCAGGCAAUGACUUGGCUCGUGGAGAAAGUUUAAAGGCUCAAGUGAUUGUGGGAACGCCUGGAAAAAUUGAGGGGAUGAUUAAGAAGAAGCAACUGGACACUCGUGACGUGAAAAUUUUUGUGCUGGAUGAGGCAGAUGUGAUGGUGUCGGAGGACGGUAUGCGCGAGCGCUCUGUGGCUAUCAAGCGGCUGAUCAAGAACCGUGCUUGUCAGUACCUUUUAUUUUCGGCAACAUACGCUGACGACGUGCGUGAAUUUGCUCAGAAGAUGGUACCGGACCACAAUAUUAUUACGGUCAAGAAGGAGAAGCUGACUCUCGAUGGCAUUAAACAGUUCUGGAUCGACUGCAAGACCCGUGACAACAAGUUUCAGGUGCUUUCGGACAUUUUUGCUGUUUUGACUAUCGGCAAGUGCGUUAUUUUCGUCCAGCAGCGCGAGACCGCCAAGGAGUUGACGCGUCGUAUGCGUGACAAGGGCCACAUGGUUGGAAUCCUGCACGGUGCUGACAUGGCCAAGGAGGUACGCGACCAAGUCAUCGACGAGUUCCGUGCUGGCACGACCAACGUACUGAUUACCACUAAUGUGCUGGCUCGUGGUAUUGAUGUCGCGGGUGUGUCGCUCGUCGUGAACUUUGAUAUCCCGCUCACACGAGACCACCGCCCGGAUCCCGAAACGUACCUGCACCGUAUCGGCCGUACGGGUCGUUUUGGCCGCAAGGGUUGUGCUAUUAAUUUCGUACACGACAACAAGAGUAAGCAGGACCUUGCAGAGAUUGAAGAGUACUACGCGCGGCCCAUUACACAGGCUCCCGCCGAUGACAUUGAGGAACUCGAGAAGUUGCUGGCUUGGGAGUAA
Molecule: messenger RNA, 1374 nt
Organism: Peronospora farinosa
Lineage: Eukaryota; Oomycota; Peronosporomycetes; Peronosporales; Peronosporaceae
Source: the annotation of a GenBank genome assembly